AUGGAAUAUUUUUAAGAUUUAAUAAAUGUUUCUGCCGAUGAAGCUAAACAUUUUCUUUUGCUUUAAGAAAGAAUUUCAAAAGUAAAUAUUAAAUAUGGAGAUUUACCUGUACAUACAGGACUUUUAUAAAAUGUAUUAGAUUCAAUGAAUUGUGUUUUGACUAGAUUAUCUUUGAUUUCAAUUAUUUAAGAAGGAAAAGGGGUAGAUGCUGAUCCCAAACAAUUUUAAAUGCCACUUAUGUAGCUUGCAAAGUUAGUAUUACUUGAAGAUUUAGCACAUUGA
Molecule: messenger RNA, 282 nt
Organism: Ichthyophthirius multifiliis
Lineage: Eukaryota; Ciliophora; Oligohymenophorea; Hymenostomatida
Exons: 2
Source: RefSeq, a predicted model, not a curated record